Molecule: messenger RNA, 2274 nt
Organism: Doryrhamphus excisus (bluestripe pipefish)
Lineage: Eukaryota; Metazoa; Chordata; Actinopteri; Syngnathiformes; Syngnathidae
Source: RefSeq, a predicted model, not a curated record
UGACAAGAGACGUGCUUGAGUGGGGGUGGAAUCAUAAGAAGACCAAGCGAUCCGCCUGAGGAGACUUCGUACUUCACAAGGCGACGGGCGUCCGCUGUGUCCACGAAGGGCCCGGCACGGGAGCUCCUGCGGAAGGCCGCCGUGUUCAAGCGUGGAUGCUCGGCCCUUCGCCAAACCAAUGCAGUCGCCGCCCUCCGUGUCGCCCGCCAUCCAGAGGAGACACACGCUUCCUGCCAGCGAGGUCAGGCCUCUCAACACGCAGGAUGCCGUCAGCGUGUUCGAGAUCGAGCGAGAAGCCUUCAUCUCCGUGUCGGGCGAGUGUCCCCUCCACCUGGAUGAAGUGCGUCACUUCCUGACUCUGUGUCCAGAACUCUCCAUGGGCUGGUUUGAGGAGGGCCGGCUGGUGGCCUUCAUCAUCGGCUCCCUGUGGGACGGCGACCGCCUCACCGCUGAGGCCCUGACCCUGCACAAGCCCCGCGGCUCCACGGUCCACAUCCACGUUCUGGCGGUCCACCGCACCUUCAGGCAGCAGGGCAAGGGUCCCAUCCUGAUGUGGCGCUACCUGCAGUACCUGCGCUGCCUGCCCAACGUGCGGCGAGCCGUGCUCAUGUGCGAGGACUUCCUGGUGCCCUUCUACCGCAAGUCCGGCUUCAAGGUGCUGGGCCGCUGUGCCAUCACCGUGGGCAGCCUGACCUUCAAGGAGAUGUGGUACCCCAUCAGCGGCCACGCCUACAUGAGACGGAACAGCGAGGCCAUCCGCUUCCCCAACACCCCCUUGACUGUCCCGCUGGCCAAGACGGAUGAAAACAUGGACGUAUGAUGUCAUCAGAUCACAUGAUGCUGGUUGCUUUCUAAUCAAUGACAGCGUCGUAGCCGCUAUUUGUCGUCUUUCCGUUAUCUCACACAUUCAUUGUGGGGGGGUGCAGUGGAUCCCCAGCUAUUUGUGGGGGCUAUUUUCAGAGACCACCAACCAAUAACAGUCUCCUUUUGGAACAUUUGCAAUAAAAGUGACUGACGACAUGAUUAGAUUAGAUUUAGCGUGGAACCCUCACCUUUUCUCUUUAAUUGCCAUUGUUUACUUGCAAUUAAGGACGCUAACAAGCUAAAUGCACAGAUUUAGGCCCUAAAUCUUGGGGGGGGGGGUACUCAGCACUCACCAGGACAGAUAGGUGCACCCUCUACCGCCCCCUAUGGGGUGGAUAGAAGCAAAGCAAUGAGAGACUAGCAUCACAAACUGACACCUCCAUCAAUGUAAACCAGGAAGCGAGGCCGUGGGGGGUGGGGGUGGGGGGAAGGGGGCAUGCAAAGAGACAGACAGCCUGUUUGAGGGCUAGUCAGGAACAAAUUUGAUUGGCCAAAAUGUGUAGGAAGGUUGUGGGAAUUGAACACAAUUGCAAGGCAUUGGAGGGAUUGGUUGAAUUUGCGAGAAUCGUUACUUGGUAAAACUGAGGAGGCAAAGGCGGUUAUGACAAAGGUUAUGUCGGAGCGCAAAGGGGGUGUUUGCUCAUGCCGGUAAAAAAAUCCUAAAUUGUGGCGUGAAGUGUUUUGGGUUUUUUUGUCUUUUAAAUUAGCGUUGAUCAAUGUGGGGGAUUAGCAAAAAAAAUGCUUCUUUCUGGAGAGAAAACGAAUAAAGAAAAUAAAUGAAUGACUAUUUUGGGCGAAUUCUGAAUAUAUAAACUAUGUAUGCCUCUUCAUUAGGUACACUUGCCCACUCAUAUUUGGAUUAAAUCUGGGACUGGACUGGGGGCCCUUUGCAUUUCAUAUGGCACAUUGUAAGAAUACAAGUUAAAAAAAAUAGUGAAAAAAUUAGCAAAAUAAGAUUGCAAAUGUUGGUACUAUUCACAGUAAUAAUAAUAAUAAUAAUGUUUUCAAUAGCAUAUUUAAAAUGAUGAAAUUGGCCCUACACCCUUUGAAUCUUCAGCCAGCUAUCUUAUGGAUAGAUAUUACUGUAGUAGUGGAAAAGAACGUGUACAUGAUGUUCUGUCCAGUAUUAUCAGUGUAUCACGUAUUGUGUACUCGUGUGUACACGUGUGUACACGGCCGUAAGCCGUCUUGUGGGUCAGUGAGCGGGCUUUAGCCUCUCGGUCACAGCUCCUUAGCGCUUGGAGGAUUUAGGAGAAGAUCCCGCUAAAUGACUAAACGAUGCAAGGAGUACCUACGUAUGUUCUAGCUUUCACGCUGGACUUUAGUCGUGCUAUUUGGUUGCCGUUGUUGCUGUGACAGCAAUAAAAUGUGCUCUUUUGAAGAUGAGAACGAUGCCAUCACCUGCCUGCU